Messenger RNA from Limulus polyphemus (Atlantic horseshoe crab), 892 nucleotides. RefSeq names its product sodium/glucose cotransporter 4-like. NCBI's taxonomy places the organism in Eukaryota, Metazoa, Arthropoda, Merostomata, Xiphosura, Limulidae. The transcript is spliced from 2 exons. Gene Ontology annotation, cellular component: plasma membrane. The coding region runs from base 18 to 467 and encodes 149 amino acids. Gene Ontology annotation, molecular function: D-glucose:sodium symporter activity. The record is from RefSeq and is a predicted model, not a curated record.
GAGCCUUCUGGGGUCUGAUGGUCGGAUUAGUUGUUGGACUGAUUCGUUUCAUCUGGGAAUUUUCUUAUUCUGGGCAGUCGGAGCUUCAACCAGCGAUAAUAGCUAAGGUUCACUACUUACAUUUCGGGUGCAUACUUUUUGCAAUUUCGUCUGCUGUGACCAUAAUUAUCAGCAUUUUCACUGAGCCAAUAGACAUAAAAUACCUUUAUAGAUUAACUUUCGGGACCCGAUUCAGUUCUGAAAUUCGUGAGGAUCUGAUCAGCAAGAAGAAACGAGAAAAUAAAAGCAAUAAUUCUUACGAAGUCUCAGUGACCAAUACAGGGGAAGUAAAUCCAACCUUCAGCUCGGAGAAUGGAAAAAAUGAAACAGAAGCCCACGAAAUGAAGGCUAAAGAAGACAAGCCUAAAAAUGAAAGUGAAGUUGUCAGUUCUGAAAAUCAAACAGGUAAAGAAAAAAUGGCACCUUAAGUACACGUAGGCAAAAUGGUCAGGUCAGAAACCCUAGGAUUUAGGUAUUUUCGUCCCCAAUACUGAACUACUGACAUGAAGGAAGAUUUUCUUCGGCUCUUUGGACCGAAGAACUGGAUUGACUAUUAUUUUUGUAACGCGCUAACAGCUUAAAAGACGGAGCGUGUUCAGUGUCAUUACGUAUCGAAUCUCGGAUUCUUCAACUCUCUGCCCGACACGCUAAUCAUUAGGCUACGUGUCAUCUCAGAAUUAUGAAAUAAUGCUCUUUCUAGCCAUUAGUGAAAUGUUUCUACUGUUGUUCAAUAUUCACUUUUUUAAGAACUAGGAUAAAGUACAAAAUUCUGUUUGUUUUAUUCUGAUUUCACCCAGGGUCGAACGCGGUUCAGUGAUUAGAGUGGCGGACUGUAUAUUCGUGGUUUCCCCCC